CCACAACAGCGACACCGCGCAGAAAAGCAGAAGCACCGGCCAGUCUGAAAAGCUCAAAAAAGAAAAAAAGAAAAAAAAAGAAGAACAGAAAAAAUCAGGGGCGAGAAGGGCGAAAGAUCAUGUCGAAGCGAGGCCGGAACGGAAGCCCUCGGUCGCCUCGCGGGCGGAGACCAUGACGCGAGCUCGGAGAAGACGUGCCGGGGCGGCUGAUCUCGACGGCCCUAUCGCUUGAAGCCGAACGGACGAUCGGUUGUCGACAGAAUAAUUGGAGAGCAGAAUGAGCAGUGAGGAUUUCGACGUGCAGGCGUUGGGCGAGAAGCUGUUGAAGCUCAACAACUCGCAACAGAGCAUCGAAUCAUUGUCCCAGUGGUGUGUUUCUCACAGGAAGAAGGCCAAACAAAUUGUUGAAACGUGGGAUAAAACUUUUAAUUCUUCUCAGAAGGAGAAGUGUGUUUCUUUUCUUUAUUUGGCCAACGACAUUCUGCAAAAUAGUCGGAGAAAGGGUAGUGAAUUUGUGAAUGAGUUUUGGAAAGUUCUGCCUGCAGCGCUUAAGCAUGUCUAUGGAAAUGGAGAUGAACUUGGAAAGAAAGUGGUGACCAGACUGGUUGAUAUAUGGGAUGAAAGGAAAGUUUUUGGUUCGCGGGGGCAUGGCCUUAAAGAUGAGAUGCUAGGAAAAGAUCCUCCUCCUGUGUCUGUGAGCAAUGGAAAGAGUUCGAAUCCCAUUAAAAUUGUGAAGAGGGAUGCUAGCUCAGUAAGAGUGAAAUUAGCUGUUGGAGGUCUGCCGGAAAAAAUCCUAACUGCCUAUCAAUCAGUACUCGACGAGCAUUCUACUGAAGAGGCUGCUUUAGACAAAUACAGUGCUGCGGCAACCCAGGUGGAAAAAAUUGAGGAAGAUGCUGAUAGUAAAUUGAAUCAAGGAAGUCAGCAAGGUUCUGCAUUGGUAGAUGAUCUACAAGAGCAAGAAGAUAUCAUUAAGCAGUGCAUAAGUCAACUUGAAAAUUCUGAAGCAACAAGAGCUACCUUGAUUUCCCAGCUUAGAGAUGCGCUUCAUGAGCAAGAGUCAAAGUUGGGACAUGUGCGUGCACAAUUGCAAGGUGCUCGAGUUCAGGUUGAACAGGCAAGUAAUUUGCGGAAAAGGCUCAUAGCACCCUCUGUUCUUUUACCCCAAGGCCCUACUAACUCAUUCCUAGAAAGGCCAAGGAUGGAGCAAAGCCUGCCUUCGAUUCAACCGAUGAGCAACACGACUCAGCCUCCUCUCUCCCAACCUGCGAUGCCUUUUUCCUCCCUCAAAACUUCAGAUGAAGACAGCAAGAAAGCUGCAGUUGCUGCAAUUGCUGCUAAGCUUUCUAACUCUACAUCUUCUGCCCAAAUGCUUAGCUCAGUACUUUCUUCCCUCGUUGCAGAAGAGGCUGCCUCAAAGAAUGGUGGCUUGAAGCCCGCUUCAUUUUCCUCGGCUUUGCCUAUCUUUCCCCCAGAGAAAAGGCCCAAACUUGAGAAAAUGCCUGUCUCCAAUUCUGGCAACUCCGAUUUGGGAAACUUGUCCUACUUUAGCCCUUUACAGCAGCAAUCGGGGAGCAACAUGCCAGUCGCAACGUCAAUGGGCAUGCCACCUGCGUCACAAUCAAAUCAAAUGCAAGCACCAUUUGCUUCACCACCUCCCCCACCGCCACUGCCUUCCAGUCUAUCUUCUGCAAACCUGUCUGGGAGUCAAUAUGUCCAAUCUGCUGGUAUGAAUAUGAUGGCGGGCCUGAUUCCUUAUGGAUUUGGAGCGAGCCUACCACCACCGCCUCCCCUGCCACCACCACAUAUUAGUCUGCAGCCCUUGGCAAGACCUGGCCUUCAGCCACCUCAGCAGCCACAUGUGGAGCAACCGCAGCAGCACCAGCAACCUGCUUCUGGGGGAUAUUAUCAGCCACCAGGCCUUGGCUUCUUCGGACAAAGUCAUCAAUCAGCAACACCGCCAGUACCGAGGCAGUGAAUUUUGCUUAUUUGAGAUGAGGGGCUUCCUUUUUAAGAGCAACUAUUCGUGGAAAUUUAGCGGCAAAGCCGUUCUUUGGAAGAGUGUACUUGAAACUUUCUGUCUUGAGGUGGCGAUGUUUACAGCGUUAUCUUGUAAAUUAGUAGAGGAUUAGCAACUGUUGUAAUGGGAUUAAUUGCAGCACCCUCCCUCUCUCUCCAGGACAUCAGAACAACAUAGGGGAAGAAGUUGCUGCUCCAGUAAGAGAGGGAGCAGGGAGAAGGAGAGAAAGAGAAAGGGGGUGUAGGGGGGCAGGGUUUCUGGGGAGGAAGGGGUGGUUUCCGGGAGCCGCUUGGCCGAAGGAAUGUUCAGAUAUCUGUACUUUAGUUUUAGAUGAUGGAGUAGCGGGACUGUACUUUUAUUCACUGCUUCGGUGAUCAGCACUGAAUCGUGCGAAUAAGUUGUACUUCUCACCGGCCUGUCUGCGAAGAUGGGUCGAAUCGUUGGAUUUUAGCUGUUUAACAGGUUCGAAUUGGUAGAUUACGGUGUGGGGCAUGAAAGUCAUCUUUCUUCUUUGGCUCGUCUAACCAUUUGGUCAGAGGAUGAGAGCUGUUGUGGGAUCAUCUUGGUUGUUUUAUUUUUAUUUUUAGAAAAGGGUAAAAAGUUUUAAA
Messenger RNA from Eucalyptus grandis, 2628 nucleotides. RefSeq names its product regulation of nuclear pre-mRNA domain-containing protein 1A. Gene Ontology annotation, molecular function: RNA polymerase II complex binding. NCBI's taxonomy places the organism in Eukaryota, Viridiplantae, Streptophyta, Magnoliopsida, Myrtales, Myrtaceae. Bases 278 to 1978 code for a protein of 566 amino acids. Gene Ontology annotation, cellular component: RNA polymerase II, holoenzyme. The record is from RefSeq and is a predicted model, not a curated record. The transcript is spliced from 8 exons. Gene Ontology annotation, biological process: mRNA 3'-end processing.